AUGGCUUAUAACAACAAUGGUUAUAAUGUGGAAUUCCUAUGCGACGUAGACGAAAAAUAUCGCUGUAUUGUAUGCGGUAAUGUUUUGUGUUAUCCUCUCCAGUUUAAAACUUGUGGCCAUCGUACAUGCUCAGGCUGCUUAAAAGAAGUGCUUCGAUCAAAGUCUAACCCCAAAUGUCCAAUAGAUGGAGUUAAUAUUAGCAUAGAAAAUGUCGAAGAAGAUGAAGCAAUUCAUCAAAAAAUUUUAACUUUUGAAGUAUGCUGCCAGCGUCAUUUAGAAGGUUGCAAUUGGACUGGCUUAUUAAACGAUCUGGAAAAACACUUGAAGAAAUGCCAAUUUGAAAUCAUCGAUUGUCCUAAAGGUUGCAAAGAAAUGAUAGAGCGUCAAAACAUCGAAAAACAUAUUUCUACCAAUUGCAGUAAACGUGAAAUUCUCUGCGAAUUUUGUAAAUGCUCUACCCAUUAUGAUCAAUUAAAGUCUCAUUGGAACGCUUGCCAAAUGUACUUGGUGUCUUGCCCAAACAGCGAUGAAUGCGGGAAAAUAGCUCGAAUAGAUUUCGAUAGGCACAUUCGUAAGGACUGCAAGUUUAAACCCAUUUUUUGUCCAUUUGCAGAUGAAGGUUGUACCUAUAAGGGAAAAGUUCACGACAUGGAGAAGCAUUUGGAAAAAGAUCAUUUGCAACAUAUGAUUAUUUUUCGUGAUCAAAUAGCAAACCAGGAAAGGAUAAUACAAAAACAAGAUGAGAUCAUUCAUCAGCAAGAGAAUCUACUGCAGGACGUGCUGCAGCGAAACGAGCACAGCUUUACCUAUUAUAUUACCGAGUAUUCCAAGCAAUUCAAUUUAGCUCGCAAGUGUCGAGAACAUUCUGUAAUUUAUAGUGAUCCCUUCACAGUAGGUAAAUAUGGUUAUAAAUUAAGCUUGGUCAUCUUUCCUAAUGGUAAUGGCAUUGGUAAAAACAAAUACCUCUCCGUUUAUUUACAAUUAAUGCGUAGUGAAUAUGAUGAUAUCCUGGCAUGGCCAUUUCACUGUAAAGUUACCAUCGAAUUAAUAGAUCAAAACAUCAAUUUUGAUGAUCGUAAGAACAUCACUUUUUCAUUAAUUCCUGAUAAGAAACGCAAGCAAGCUGCUUUUAUGAAGCCAAAAAAUGAUACUUUUACCUACUUUGGUUCAUCUAUGUUGGCCUCGCAUAAACAGUUAAAAGCUCGUCACUACAUUUUAAACGAUACAAUCUAUCUCAAAGUUGUCGUUAAGCCAACGGGAGAUAUAGGUGUUUAA
Molecule: messenger RNA, 1275 nt
Organism: Trichoplax adhaerens
Lineage: Eukaryota; Metazoa; Placozoa; Uniplacotomia; Trichoplacea; Trichoplacidae
Exons: 7
Coding region: 1-1275 (424 amino acids)
Biological process (GO): regulation of canonical NF-kappaB signal transduction; tumor necrosis factor-mediated signaling pathway; regulation of apoptotic process
Cellular component (GO): plasma membrane signaling receptor complex
Molecular function (GO): zinc ion binding; protein binding
Source: RefSeq, a predicted model, not a curated record